CUGGACAAGAAUCCGACUCAUUUCGACUAAGGCUUAUCUUAAUAUCUAAAUACCAUAAACUCGUUUGCGAUACCUCUGACAUAAUGGGCUCUGCCGAUCAGAGCCGCGAAAGUCUUGGCCUUCUCGGUGGCCUUCCCCUUGAGCUUCUAAGCCAAGUCAUCUGCACUUUGCCUAAUGUCGACAUCAAGAGCCUCCGGCUGACGUGCUCUUUUCUCGGGGCCAACGCUCUUCCACGCCUCAAUCGAGCAUUUAUAUCCACGAACCCACGCGACAUUGAGGUCUUCACCUUGAUCGCAAACCAUGAUGUCUUCCGGUUCAAAAUUACCGAGAUCAUCUACGAUGAUUCUCGCAUUGAUAGCUCCCGUGCCAGGCAGUAUGAAGGCGUGUAUGAGGGAGACACAGACGACCCCACAAGAGUGCCGUACUGGUUCCAACGGGUUUACGGUUCUAUGAUUCACGUCAUUGACUCUAAGGAGGAGCAGUAUCCGUCCUUCCCUCAUAUCAAGGAAGCUUUCAAGAAUCGCCACUCCUUGGCUGAAUCAUACGGAGUAUAUCGCAAGCUUAAAUCGCAGCAAGAUGAAGUGCUUGCCUCGGGUCUUACUUUGAGGCCUGCUGCUCAUGGAAAACUCGGAAGACCUUUGUAUCCCACGCCUACUAUCGUAUCUCUUCCACAGGGUCUAAUAUGCCCUCUAGAGCGUGGUUGGCCUGUGUCAGCCCCAUUGAAGGAACAUCCUCUUACGCCAUGGGAUGACAGAUCCAGGCAAGAAUGGCGUGGAUUCUGUGUCGUUACGAAAGAGAUCGCUCAGCACGUCCGUGAGAACCCAAUGUGUGGCCUUUCCGAGCUUGUUGUGGAAAGCCGGCAGCUUUGGACAGGAAUAAGCUGCCGUGUCUUUGACAACCCAGUGAGUGAGGAGUAUCGAGAUCUUGUCACCAUCCUGAGUCACCCUCCACUGAGACGCUUGGAGUUAUCACUUGCCUGCGGUAGUGAAGCUAGGGAGAAGUGGCCUUCUUUCCGAUCCGGACUCCUCUUGAAGGCUCUGAGCAAGGCAAAGAACUUGCAAGAUCUUCGUUUAUAUACUAGCAUUACUCUCAUAAGCAGGAAAUGGAACGACUUUGUGGAUGAUGAAGAGAAUGGUAUGCCUCUGCAGAGCAUAUUCCCAAUCAACGAGUGGUCUAAUCUACGUCGCUUUGCCCUUUCUCGUUCUUUUGUCAAGCAGAGAGAUAUUAUGACCCUCAUUACCGCCCUCCCAUUGACACUCGAGUCGCUUGAAUUGAGCUUCCUCAGUUUUCUUCACCGUGAGGGGAAUUACAGGAAUUUAUUACAGGACAUGCGCGAUAACUUGGGAUGGAGAGAAAGGCUGGCGGGCAAUCAGCCAAAGCUCGUUGUGUUUGUUGUUGAGCCUGAACUCACAACAGAUGGCGCUGCUAUAGACGUCAGUCAUGCGGCAAUGGAUUACAUGUAUCACCACGGAGAAAAUUCAUUUGUAGAGGAGCAGAUCAUGGAGGUUGUGGAGGGCAAAGGGACACAACACAGGCUCAUCCCUAUCUUUUGUCCGGUCCUCUGCAUCAAGACCUGCGACAAUGGCAUCCUGGUAUGA
This is a messenger RNA of Fusarium oxysporum Fo47, 1598 nucleotides long. RefSeq lists its product as uncharacterized. The transcript is spliced from 2 exons. Lineage: Eukaryota; Fungi; Ascomycota; Sordariomycetes; Hypocreales; Nectriaceae. The record is from RefSeq and is a predicted model, not a curated record. Gene Ontology annotation, molecular function: protein binding. Bases 84 to 1598 code for a protein of 504 amino acids.